Molecule: messenger RNA, 396 nt
Organism: Staurois parvus
Lineage: Eukaryota; Metazoa; Chordata; Amphibia; Anura; Ranidae
Source: the annotation of a GenBank genome assembly
ACUCAUUUGGCCAGUCACGGGGCCAAAACCAGUGUUUGGAGCCACAGUGUGGCGGUGGAGGCAGCAGCAAUGGGAGGCCAUACAGCAACCUAUGACAAAAUGGAAACCAGCAGGAGUGUGAGGAGACCUCAAAGUGGCACAUGGCAGAGUGGGAGCAAUGGGAGGCGGUACAGGGACCCAGGUCACACUGUGGGCUCAGCAGCAGCGUGACCAGGCGGUACGGGGGCCCAUGGCCGAUUUGGGGCCUGGCGGCACCUAUGGGAGGCCUGUAAUCUGCCAGCAACCUAUGACAAAAUGGAAAACCGCAGGAGUGUGAGGAGACCUCAAAGUGGCACAUGGCAGAGUGGGAGCAAUGGGAGGCCGUACAGGGACCCAGGUCACACUGUGGGCUCAGCA